Messenger RNA from Polyodon spathula (Mississippi paddlefish), 4100 nucleotides. Its product is annotated as proline-rich protein 7-like. The coding region runs from base 1227 to 1784 and encodes 185 amino acids. The transcript has 4 exons. NCBI's taxonomy places the organism in Eukaryota, Metazoa, Chordata, Actinopteri, Acipenseriformes, Polyodontidae. The record is from RefSeq and is a predicted model, not a curated record.
AGGAGUCAAAAUAGACGGAAAGAUUUUUUAUCUCCCAGUUUAGGAUGAAGGAAGGUGCAAAUAACUUGUCUUUCGCCAGAGACGCGCACUCUGAACAGAGGCGAGAGAGACAGCAGAGCUACAGUUGUGGGGGUUGUGUGUUUACACAGCACACGGGAAAUGUCUGGCUGUGAGCCUGGCAGCAGCAGACGAGCGCUCUGGCUGCGGCGGCGACGACGCGUGUGCCUGGGAACACUUCGGAAGCAGACGCUGCAGACGUGCUUCUGAGGCUUACGCGGUGUCUUUGUGAAAGUGAUGAAUUUGGACAGCCAGAAGGGAGUAACGACCGGUGCCCUGAGAGGGCGAGAGGGCGAGAGGGCGAUAGAGCCCGAAAGAGGUGCAUACCAUUAGCGAUUAAGCAAAUGCAAUUAUUUGAAAAGUCGAGCGUUUGAAAGAAACCCUUUUGGAAGCCGUGGAUGGCGAUUCUCUUCCUGCUUUCCAAACGAAAAAACAAAGCCGAUGACGCAAGAAAGAAAUAUAGCGUGCAAAUUGCGGACUGAGCAGCGGUUUGGGGAGCAUGAGUCCUAGGAGUGAAGAGGAUGUUUACAGCUCGAAGUCUGGUUGGAGGCUUGGUUUCUGGCUGAGUCACACAUUUCUUCCAGUUCAAUACGGGUGGUUGACUUUUCAUCUGGACACAUGUUCUACAGCACUAGACAACUGGCCUUCAGCAGAACGCAUGCCUGGAAUGGAAGCUGUUUAGUAUAUCUUCUCUGCUUUUCAUCCUUGGCUAGGAUCGCUGAUUCCUAGCAGUGUAAUCCGCCUGGAUUUUUUUCUGUGGGAUCUUGAAAGCACCAGGACUUUAAGCUCUUCUGAGCUCAGUGCUGGCUUGACUGAUUUCCUGGUAGAAGUGUCUUUGGUGGCAUUUACACUAGAAGCUGCUGCCAUUCAUUUGCCCAGGAGGCACCCCCUUCAGUUUCAAUGUAGUGUGAGAGAGGAGAGAUGUGGCGAUGUAGUGUGAGACAGGAGAGGUGUUGCACAGCAUACAGGGAUUAUCAUACGCACUGGUAAAUUAAGCAGCACUGACUAAUUGACAUGCUUCAAAUACUUCUAAUAAGAUUUUUUAAAAUGCUGCAGCUGGCUUAAUUAAAAGCCUCAGGGGUUUGUUUUAAAAAGUCAUUUUGAGGCACUGCGAGCCUGUGUGGAGAGGGGUCUUUGAUUGUGGCUGGUCUGGGACCCCGCUGCUCACAAUGGGGAUGUCCCAGGACAACUACACCUUCCUGACCUGCUUCACUGGCUUCUGGCUCAUCUGGGCGCUGAUCGUCCUGCUGUGCUGUCUGUGCAGCUACAUGCAGCGGCGGGUGAAGAGGAAGCGCGAGGAGAGACUCAGAGAGUUGACCUUUCGUACGCUGGAGAUGGACGCCCUGGCGUAUCGGAGAUGCCCCCACAGGGAACCCACCGGCGCCUGGGAAAGCGCACACGAAGUGAUCGGGAAGCCCCCUUGCUAUGAGGAAGCGGUGGUGAUGGAAGACCCCCCUCCCCCUUACACUCAGGUCCUGGCUGACACCAAAGCUGCUGCCGGGGGGUCCCAGAAACACCAGGACCCCGAAAUGAACAAGUCCCUCCCUGAGCUGGUCCUCACAGAGCAGCCCUAUACCUCGUUCAUGCACCUCCCUGGAGCGGGACAGUGGAGCUCCCUGGGGACACUGCUGUCCAGUGCAGAUCUGAAUCGCACCAACCUCCCGGCCGAGAGCACCGGAGCUCUGCCCGCUGCCUUCCCAGUCAUAGGCAGGAGCACAGCAGUGUGAGGAGGGCAAACAGGCUGCUUCUGUACUGAGAGGAGAAACUGUAGCACUCCUCUGCAAGGCCUGGGAACCCACAGCAGCGUACAGCUGCAGGACACAAAGACAGCAUCUGAAUGCAUCUUCUUCACAGGCUGCUUGUGGGAAACUUCAGAAGUUACCCCUGAGAGGGAAGCUAGCCCCCUACCGGAUGACUUUGCGUGGGGGUGGAGCAGUUUAAUUGUGUUGUCAUGUGUCACCUGGACCCCCAUGUGAGAAACAGCAAUGAAAGUGCAUUCAAUUGGGACAAGGUAUUGCCAGUGUCGGGUAAGCACUCCAUGACUAGAGAGAAUAAUGCAAAUUCAGUGACUGUGAUGUUCCGCUACUGUUACAAUGGAAAUAAUACAGUGAUCUUAAAUUGCAGGUGCAAUGCACAAGUGAUUCUGUAAGUUGUAAUGCAUUGUCAUUGUUUGUCCGCUGGGCGCCAAUAAUAUUGCACCUUUAGGGGGGUCCUAUGUGGAUGAAUAUGGUUAACAUUUCCAUUACGCUAGUGACAAGUUAAGGUAAAGCACUUUUUUGUUGCUUGUAAAUAAAUACAAUGCAUUGGCUUGCAGGAUCAGUCUUUGAAAGGAGUUUCUACUUCACAGCCACGCGUUUAGUUUCUGCAUCACGUUAUCAAUAGCUCUGAAAUAGCCUUCCGAUGGAUUUUUUUUGCUUUGUUAUCAGUUUUACAGAUUAGAUUUUCAUGUCCCUUUCAUAUUUAUAUGUGCUUGCCUUGGAGACACUUCCUCUAAAGCCUGCCCAGGCCGUUCCUCCAUCGUGCAGCUUUCCACUGCAAACAGUCUCGCUAGAAACCAAAAUCUCAAAGCAAACAGACAACGCAGCCAGGAGACUGAUGACAAGCACUGAACAUCGAGGUAAUAAAACCCAGUGUAAAUCAUUCGAAGCCUUACAGGAAAGGUAAAGAAGACGGUCCUGGAGGGAGCCCUUAUCAUGCCCCCUGCUUUGUGCAGGUCCUGUGUUCCGCGGUAGCGUUACCAGACAGUAUGCACACACUCCCCAGUUUAUUUAUUGCACUCAGCAUCAGACUGGUUAUUGCUCUGCUCGUUUUAUUGUUGUCUCCAGUUUUUGCUGGCUCAUUCCACUCCAUUAGCAUUCCAUUAGUUCAGCAUGGCAGAUGCUGUUUUCUGCACUGCCAUGCAGGUGAACAGCCACGCGUUUCCCAGACAGACACAGACAGACAGAAGUGUGUGUGUGUGUGUGCGCUCACAAUGGUGUAGCUUGUUUAUUUUCCCAUGAUGAAUGGUAGCGAUUGACUUUCCAGUAUUCCUAAAACUCCAUGCUGGGGAUUUUUAAGCAAAUGUGAUUGUAUUCUGGAAAAAAAACACUUUUCCCUAAACGUGUCGCUGUUUAUUUAUGAUUAGGAUUUCUUUUAAUAGCACCUGCCACCUCUUGGUGAGCACAUAUUGUGCUUUCAUAGUAAAGGAAACUGUUUCUGCCUGCACGCUGUAUUCAUGUUUGUGCCUGAAUGUUCCCAGAGUGUUGUUUUGUACUAUUUAAUAAAACCUGCUGCCCCUGUGAAAGCUACAUAGUUCACAACAUGUACAAUUCAUGGAUUUAUUUAUUUACAAUAGACUGCAGCUGGCUUAAAGACGAGUGGCAUAAUUGCAGAUCCAACCCAAGCAACAUUUCCAGCAUCUGUGCCCAGAAUAGAACGAUCCUCCCUCUGUAACACACACAGCUCCGGUACUUCAUGCUGCAGCACUGGUCUUUUCAUUUAAAAGGAGUGCUAGCCAAGAUUUUAAAAUCAAUUUUCUUAGCUGCUGUUAGUGGAAGCAGUGAUGUCACAGGUCCCCCUUUCCUCCUGUUCUAAAAACUAUUGUAUUCUUUGUGCUUCAGGGUGGAAUAUGCUGACAUUUCUUAUCCAGAGAAGUUGCUGCUGCUUCCUGGAACAGACAUGUCACGCAUGGGUUGUAGUGGAAACACACUCCAGUGGUCUAGCUGCAAUCAGACCAUGUAUUAGAACUUGUUGAAUGUUCUAUAUUCAUGUAAGAGAACCAAAAUCUGUAAAGUGUAUGCCUAAGGUGGCUUAAUCAAUAUAUUUUAAAAGCACGUUGUUAAUCUGCAGGUCCAGGCGUGCAGUUAUUGGACUGUUGAACACCUUUUGUGUGUUACUGCCUUCAUGGAACUGGUAAAAUUGCUGGAAACUAAGUUGGGAAUUUGAUCAUUUUAAGAGUGUAGUCCCGUGACAAUCCAUUGCCAUUUUAUUAUUCCAGUAUUGCUCUUGAAUUUAACUUUUAGCAUAAAAAACUUGUAAGGAAAUAAAUAAAAGGAUGUGACCUU